This is a messenger RNA of Ascochyta rabiei, 1083 nucleotides long. RefSeq lists its product as uncharacterized. Gene Ontology annotation, molecular function: NAD+ binding; oxidoreductase activity, acting on the CH-OH group of donors, NAD or NADP as acceptor. Bases 1 to 1083 code for a protein of 360 amino acids. The record is from RefSeq and is a predicted model, not a curated record. The transcript has a single exon. NCBI's taxonomy places the organism in Eukaryota, Fungi, Ascomycota, Dothideomycetes, Pleosporales, Didymellaceae. Gene Ontology annotation, biological process: fatty acid metabolic process.
AUGUUCGAGUCGAUUGUCGUGUCGUGCGGGGACGGUGGGAGCUUGCAAGCCGGACAUGCGGGGUUGGGGAAGCUGCUCCCGAGAGCUACCCUCUUUGGGACACACUGUCCACCAACAUCCAUCUCACGCGCUACACUUACCAUGUCAGAACUCAAGAUCACCUUGAUAGGCACUGGAACUAUUGGACUCUCCUUUGCUGCCUUCCAUCUUGCCCACCUUGCCAGCUCAUCACAGCUCACAAUCUAUGAUACGCGUCCGGACGCCUCCCAAUACGUUCAAAACAACCUGCCGCGGUUCUUCAAUCACCAGGAUCCAUCCAGUCUACCGUCCUUUUCUGAUGUGAAAAUUGCAACCUCGCUCCAAGAUGCGGUCAAGGGCGCGAACAUCGUCCAAGAAUCCGGUCCCGAGAACCUGCCUUUCAAACUCGAUCUGUGGUCUGAAGUAGAGAAGCAUGCGCCCAAUGACGCUCUACUCUGGAGUUCAACAUCUGGGAUUCCAGCAUCCCAGCAAUCGGGGAAAAUGCAGAACAAAUCGCGGUUAUUGGUCGUGCAUCCGUACAACCCACCGCACAUCAUGCCACUGCUUGAGCUUGUGCCCUCGCCGGAAACAUCUGACGAAGUCAUCGAGCGAACACAAGAGUUCUGGCGUGCACAGGGGCGAGUGCCAAUCCACAUCAAGAAAGAGACAACAGGUUUUGUCGCCAACAGACUCGCCUUUGCAUUACUUCGCGAAGCCGUUCAUCUUGUUGACCAAGGUGUGGUAUCUGUGGAAGAAAUCGAUUCGAUUGUGACAAAUUCGAUGGGCCCUCGGUGGGCUGUUGCAGGGCCGUUCAAAAGCUACCAUGCAGGCGGUGGGCCAACUGGGCUUGAAGGUUUCUUCAAAAACAUUGGAGGUACGGUGCAAGAGUGCUGGGCUGAUGCAGGGACGCCAAACGUAGGCGAUGGGUGGGAGGAAAAGGUCUUUCGGCAGGCAAAAGAGGUGUAUGGCACGGUCAAUGUAGGGGAGCGAGACAGGAUCACGCGGAGGAUACUGCAGGUCUUGGAAGAGGAAAAGAAGGAUGCUGGUAAUGCAAGAUCAGAUUGA